AUGCAAACGGUUCAGCAUGAGGGGCACUUAGGCCUGGUCGAACAGCCAGGUCUAACAGACUCUGCUGUAAAUCGCGAUCCGUCGCUUAAAGGACCAACACCCAAGAACAUCGCCUUUGAGUUGCUUCUCGACGAGAACUCUAAAGUCCGAGCCCGUAUCCCGAUGCGCGUGCAGAUAUAUCCUCAUGAUACCACAGACUCGAUCGUGACGACAGUCAAAAAUUUCUAUGGUAUCUACGAUGGUACUCCCAGUGGGGUCAGCUUUGAGGAUGAACAUGGGACCACCCUGAUCGCAAGGUACGAGAACCUCAAGAAUAACAGGACUGUAUAUGUGCGGGUUAUCCCCAUUCAACCAUAUGGGGAUCACUUCUAUAACGGUUUCAUUGCCGAGCCUCGCAAGCGGCCUAGUCUGGCGGAGCCCUUCCAGAUGGCCGAUGGUAUGGUGCCAGUAUUGGAUCAACCAUCGCGACCAGCAUCGCGGCUGGCGAGAAAGCGCAGCACCUCUCCAACAAACCGGAGUUUGCGCAGUGCUUCUCAGCACAAGCCUUCCUCCCGCGCAGGCAACAAAAGCCGUACUUCAAGCAUCCAUGGGGCUUUCCAUGACGACGAAGACUACAGCGAUACUGAGAGCGCCUAUGCUCGCAGGGCUCGUAACGAGAUAUUCGCUAGCUCUGACAUCAGCAUGGAGAACAUACUACAGGAUGGUCGUCGGAAACGACCUAAGUUCGACAGCUCUGAACUUCCGUUAUUUGUUCCUCCUCAAGUACCCCUCACUACCUCCACCUCCUCAAUCUCCCCUCAACGUCGCUCGGUUGGACAGGAAGGCGCUGGGUCGCCUUUCGCUCGCCCAACCCACCGCACAUAUAGCUAUCAGCAUGCGCUUCCAUCACCACAAAGCUAUGGUCAUAGUGAAUAUGGUGCUCAGUCAGGGCGCAAUACGAUGUACGCGACCCCGAUGGUUCCAGACCAUGGAAACCGCACGCGCGACACCUCAGGGACCUAUGGCAACUCGGCUAGCCGAGCGAGUGGUCCAGGUGUAUUGCCCACACCUGAUCCCACCAUUGCCAGCUGCAUCUCUGAUGAGGAUGUGGCAAUGCAAUUGAUACGUCUGGGCGAUGCGUCCAAUUUCUCUCAUGGUCGUACCUCGACCUCGACAUUGGACGAUGCCUUCAGCGGCGCCGCUGAUGCUAAUUCGUCGGCUGGCGCCACCAGUGACGGGGAUGACUUUAGCGAGGAGGAGGAGGAUGAUUUGCCAGCUCGCCGUCAGAGGCUGGACUCGAGCCCGAUGCUCCCACCUGGAACCAUCAAGCGCCAUCUCAAGGGCUUGGAUGACAUUCUUCCCAGCGCUGAUAGCAGCGAUCACAGCUCAGAUGGUGCGGAUGACGGCAUCAAGAGUGAAGCUGAAGAGGACGUGUUGUAUAAGGAGUUUGCGCCCAAGGCAAAGAAGCCCAAGAGCCGUCCCAUGUCGUUCAAGGUCCGCAGCCAAAAGCCGGCCCCUGUUAAGGUGAACAAGAGCAAGAUCCCCACGCCUGCUCCUCGUAAGCCAUCCGAAAAAUCAUCUGCGCCCAUUCCACCUCUCAGUCCUGCUUCUUCCCGAAAGGUUUCUGGGGGUUCCGUCAACUUCCAGCACCAGCUAGGUGCCGAUGAGGAGGAUUUAUCCACCAAGCCUCGCUGCCAGCGAUGCCGCAAGAGCAAGAAGGGGUGUGACCGCCAGCGCCCCUGUGGGCGUUGCAAGGAUGCCGGUAUUGGAAUUGAAGGAUGUCUCAGUGAAGACGAGGGCAAUGGCCGCAAAGGUCGUUACGGUCGUCAUAUGGGAGUCCCGGUCAAGAAGAACGGUGAAGAGAUGGAUGAAGACGAGGAAGACUUUCCGCUAAUGCCUGAGACCCCUCCUAUCUUUUCGUCCACAACAGACAAGAACAAGAAGCGGAAGCGCUAG
Molecule: messenger RNA, 1935 nt
Organism: Penicillium soppii
Lineage: Eukaryota; Fungi; Ascomycota; Eurotiomycetes; Eurotiales; Aspergillaceae
Product: putative C6 finger domain protein
Exons: 2
Coding region: 1-1935 (644 amino acids)
Biological process (GO): regulation of DNA-templated transcription
Molecular function (GO): DNA-binding transcription factor activity, RNA polymerase II-specific; zinc ion binding
Source: RefSeq, a predicted model, not a curated record